ACUUCUGUGGAGGUUUUCCCAAUAUUCUAUAAAAGACGACAUAUCUCAGGCGAUACCAACAGUUUUCUUCAUAUUUCGUUACAAUCCAGUUUGUGAAUAUGAAACUAUUUAUUCUGAUGGCUUUAUGUCUUAUUUCUCUCGCUGUGCCUUCGAUGGCUGACCCGUGGUAUGGCAAGGGGAAAGGAAGCGGGGGACACGGUGGACACGGAGGAGGUGGACAUGGAGGAGGUGGACAUGGUGGAGGAGGAGGAGGGGGAAGGGGAGGAUUUGGAGGAUUUACGAUUGGAGCGCCAUCCAUUGUGUUGGAAUUUGGUUGAUGCGAAUGACAUAGCGAAUGAUCCUAUUGACAUAUAUCUAAAAUGAUCGCAAUUAUUUUUACUACGAAUGAUGCAACAUUUUGUUAUGAUACGUAAUGCUGGGCUAAUCAACACAAUAUCGCAUUUGCUUUGUCCAGAAAUUUCCUAGACACAGAAGUUUCUUGUUAAUUUUUCUUUAUUUACAAUUUUAAAAUGCACAUUAAUAAAUUAUCCUUAGUAGUAGGUGAGACGUUAUCCAAACAGGUAGUAGAUAUCUUA
Drosophila sulfurigaster albostrigata is the source of this 575-nucleotide messenger RNA. RefSeq lists its product as uncharacterized. Bases 169 to 363 code for a protein of 64 amino acids. The transcript has 3 exons. The record is from RefSeq and is a predicted model, not a curated record. Lineage: Eukaryota; Metazoa; Arthropoda; Insecta; Diptera; Drosophilidae.